This is a messenger RNA of Eimeria acervulina, 753 nucleotides long. RefSeq lists its product as hypothetical. The record is from RefSeq and is a predicted model, not a curated record. The transcript has a single exon. Lineage: Eukaryota; Apicomplexa; Conoidasida; Eucoccidiorida; Eimeriidae. The coding region runs from base 1 to 753 and encodes 250 amino acids.
AUGAUGGACACACUGGAUACUAGGGGCCUCUCCAUGAUAGGGGACGGAUCUGUGAUCCUGGAAGUGGCGGGAGAGCUCACUGUGCCUAACAUGAGCUCAGAGAAGGAAUUGCAGGAGGUGCUGUUGACGAAGAAGUACGUUUUGGAUCUGAGACGAACUGAGAUCCGAAUGAGCGAUUCCGUGAGAAGAGAGGUGUAUGAGGCUCUCGGAGUCGAGGAGGAAGAAGCGGUUGAUUUAGUGAAGAAAUCCGUGUUUCUGAACGGAUCCAUCACCAACGCGCCGCCGGGAACCAACGAACUUGUGCGGAGCUUUCUUCCCAAAGGCACAAGGGAGCAGCACUUCCGCCGGCUUAUGGAGCUAGCGCAAAGACGUAGAGCCGAUCUGGAGAGGGAUUUUAUAAAGAAAGGUGCUUCUCGUCAACCUCAACUAGCGGGCGGCGAGACUGCUGCCAGGCAGGUUGACCGUCGCCCGCAAAGAGUCACAACUGUUCCUUCCUCAGAUCGUAAUCGUGGCCAGAAGAGACGAGAUUUGAACGCAGCAGCAACAGCAGGUGCUGUUGGGGAAGAGAGGGGCGCGGAGGGACUGAAGAUGAGUGGCCCGACGAAAGGCGCAGCUGCAGAUGCUACUAGUGGAGGAACUGGAAGUAAUCAUUUCAACCACCCUUACGACGAUCUAACCACCUUCCGAUCAGCAACGACGGCUUCUGAAUUGGGUACCUUUAGGUCAAAAUCAGGAGGAACGAGUUUGGAGUAG